Molecule: messenger RNA, 1669 nt
Organism: Olea europaea var. sylvestris
Lineage: Eukaryota; Viridiplantae; Streptophyta; Magnoliopsida; Lamiales; Oleaceae
Product: 1-acyl-sn-glycerol-3-phosphate acyltransferase 2-like
Exons: 11
Coding region: 288-1442 (384 amino acids)
Cellular component (GO): endomembrane system
Molecular function (GO): 1-acylglycerol-3-phosphate O-acyltransferase activity
Source: RefSeq, a predicted model, not a curated record
CUCUCACAUACGCAUUUUCUUGUAAUUGUCACCAAUCCACAACCAAUUUUCUCAACUCCAACCGAUUAAUAAUAACGCUCUGACACUCCAUGAAUCUAUCAACUACGUAUUAUUUAUGAAUCCUGAAAUUAUUUCCAUUCACAAUUUCCCAGAUUUUCUCCUUCCUUUAUUGCACCCUACGUCCCUCUGCUAUCAAUUAAGAAAUUUCAAUUCAAUAUUCCAUUUUUCUUUCUCUAUGUGCACAUAUACAUACAAAUCGUAGUCUGAAAUUGGGGGAUUUCAAGGCUAUGGCGAUUGCAGCAGCUGCUGUUAUCGUGCCGUUGGGUGUUUUCUUUUUCCUAUCUGGGCUCAUUGUCAAUUUCAUUCAGGCAGUAUGUUUUGUGCUAAUAAGGCCAUUGUCGAAGAACACUUACAGGAGGAUAAAUAGAGCAGUGGCAGAGCUGUUGUGGCUCGAGCUUGUUUGGCUGGUUGACUGGUGGGCCGGAGUUAAGAUCCAAGUGUACACGGAUUCUGAAACCUUUAAAUUGAUGGGUCAAGAACAUGCACUCGUCAUAUGUAAUCAUAGAAGCGACAUCGAUUGGCUUGUAGGAUGGGUUUUGGCUCAGCGAUCAGGUUGCCUUGGAAGCACUUUAGCUGUUAUGAAAAAAUCAUCAAAGCUCCUUCCAGUCAUAGGAUGGUCCAUGUGGUUUUCAGAGUAUCUUUUUCUUGAAAGAAGCUGGGCAAAAGAUGAAACUUUAAAGUCAGGUCUUCAACGGUUAAGGGAUUACCCUCUGCCCUUUUGGCUGGCACUUUUUGUGGAAGGUACUCGAUUUACUCAAGCAAAGCUUUUGGCUGCUCAACAAUAUGCUACUUCAGCAGGGAUGGCUGUUCCAAGGAAUGUUUUGAUUCCUCGUACAAAGGGUUUUGUGACUGCAGUAAGUCAUAUGCGCACAUUUGUUCCGGCCAUUUAUGAUGUAACUGUUGCUAUCCCCAAAACUUCGCCUGCACCUACCAUGAUAAGACUCUUUAAGGGGCAACCUUCUGUGAUGCAUGUCCACCUCAAGCGACACUUGAUGAAGGAUUUGCCUGAAACAGAUGAUGCCGUUGCUCAGUGGUGUAAGGAUGCCUUUGCGGCCAAGGAUAAGUUAUUGGACAAGCAUGCAGCCGAGGGUUCCUUUGGUGAACAAUUGCAAGACACUGGCCGGCCAGUGAAGUCCCUAUUGGUUGUCGUUUGUUGGGCAAUUCUACUCGUUUUGGGGGCUCUCAAAUUUUUCCAGUGGUCCUCUCUUCUCUCCUCAUGGAAAGGUCUCACUUUUUCAGCAGCAGCAUUGGCAAUUGUCACAAUUCUUAUGCAAAUCUUGAUUCAGUUCUCUCAAUCAGAGCGGUCGACCCCUGCCAAAGUUAUCCCAGCAAAGCCGAAGAACAGGGGAGAGAUUUCAGGGACUCAAGAUAAACGGCAGUAAAAGACUGCAAAAUAUGUGUUGUGUAGCAAGGUGUGUUUAUUCCUUUGUAUUUGUAUUUUUUGCCAUAGAUGACUGCAAAAUAUGUGUUGUCAGUUGUGUAGCAAAGUGUGUUUGUUCCUUUGUAUUUGUAUUUUUUGCCAUAGAUGAUUAUUGUAUGGAAAAACAAACCGCAUGUUAAUCAAUUAAUUAAUUUGGGGUUACAAGAAAAAAAUUGAUUAUUAUUAUUA